GUUUGUCUCGAACACCUGCCCGAAAAGCGGACAGUUUCCGCCACCCAAAAUCUGUCACUAAACUGCGAGUCACAAUCUGCCGUCGCCAGUUUUAAUCUAAUCUGCCGAAACCGCCGCUGUCCAAUGAAUCGAUAUAAGUAGCAAUCUUCGUACGGAAUGUUUCACUAUUUAUUUCAAGUCUAGUUAAUGUGCAAGAUGGCAGCCAUCGCAAAAUUCGUCUUCCUCGUCGUCGCAGCUCUGACUCUGACGAUUGUCAAUGCUGGACCAGCGAAAAAGUCCGUAAGCGAUCUGAUCGAUGUCGUCGAAGAGUAUCGGGUUCGGUUCGAGGAACUCGGUCUGGAGAAAGAUCAACUUUUGCAGUUUGCCCGCGUGGCCCUGUUUGCCACCUACCGACACAUGAACGAAGAUAUGCUGAUCAAUCUCGGCAACGCAAGAAACACAAUCGAGUUUGGAUUUGAUGAAACCCGCUCGCAAAUUGCGGACGACAUGCUAGAUGGUGGCGACGAAGAGUGCCUCCUGGAUCUGGUAUCGCAAAUCGUUGACGAACAGCGUCGGUUAGCUUCCGGAAUGAGUGAAUGCGCCGCGGCCAGUAACAAUGCCAAGGGCGAGCUGUCGUACUCGUUCCUGGAAGAACUGGAUCUGCUUCAGCGAUUGUCCACCGCCCAAACCGAGUACGUUCUGUUCUCGUUCAGCAAUCACAACUCGUUUGCGGAUCCGGAACAACAUGCCGAAUUUUUGCGACGUACCUACGAGGAAAGCGAGGACCUGUGGAACGACCAAGUACGGCCGAUUAUUCAGUUCGAGAUCGAUGCCAUGGAGUACAAUCGGAUGAUCCUGGUGGCCGAAAAUUUGGAGUGUCUGAACGAGCUGGAGCAGCAGCUGCAAACAUUCGAUGACGAGAUCCGCGAGAAGGUCAAAACCUGUGUGGAACCGUUCAGAGCCUAGGAACUAGAACAGAGAAAAAGAAUAUCAUUUGAUUAUGUUUUUAAAUUAGUUGUGAUUUAACAUCAAAGUAAACAGUAGAACGAAAGCCCGUUGUCUUUUGUCAAAAUAAAAACCAUAAGCCUACU
Malaya genurostris is the source of this 1070-nucleotide messenger RNA. RefSeq lists its product as uncharacterized. Bases 187 to 945 code for a protein of 252 amino acids. Lineage: Eukaryota; Metazoa; Arthropoda; Insecta; Diptera; Culicidae. The record is from RefSeq and is a predicted model, not a curated record. The transcript has 2 exons.